UAAACUUCUUUUACCAUUCAGCCAAUAAGAACAUCAAAUGCUCUAUUAACUGAAGUAACUCUAAAAUGUUCACCACAAUAAAAAUGGCAAAUUUUCUCGACCUACUGAAAUUUCCUAAUUACCAGUGUACUGGGCUCUCUUCUCCUCCGCUCCCAUAUACUAGACUCUCUGGUCUGAUGCCCCAUUGCCUGAAUACGAGUACAAGCCGUUCUUUCCUCUUUGACGAAGCGGCGUAGCAUUGGGAGAACAACCAGCUUCACGGUUCUUCAUAAGCUUUGCUUAAAGGAGAAGGAAAAAAACCAAUGCUGCUGAAGGGUCAAUACAUAUAUGUUGUAGUACCAUCCCGGGAGACGAAGCAUUUGCUUAUAGAUUAAUGAUUGGCAGAGGUGUGGAUUGAGGUAGAUGGAGUCAAUGGUGAAAAAGUAUCAGCAGAAGUUUAGGAAGGUGAAAGAAGAGAUGGGUCGAUGGGAAGAGCUUCAAUCUCGGUUAAUUUCACAGUUCACCAGUGCUUCUGCCAUCAUCCAGAGAUUGCAGUUACUUCAAGAUCCAAAAAAGUAUGGCGCAUUAGAAUGUGUUCAGGGCAUUCAAGAUGCUGUCUUGGCGAAGCAAUUGGAGUCACUGCAAACUAUUAUGCUCUCCAUGAAUAUGACCUUAUUUCUUUGUUCCCUUAAAUUUCAUUUCAUGGGUGCUGUCGACCUCAAGAACUCAUUCUCGACCUCAAGAACUCGUGUUUCAGCAAUUGGUUAUCCUAUGGAAGAUUUUCGUGGUGUUUCUUCAUCCCUUGAGAAAGUUGUUCGUGAUGGUAGGCAGCUAGUUAAAGGAGGUUCUACUGUUGCAACAGCAAAGCAACUGCAGCAAAGAGUUGGUAUCAAACCAAGUCUUGCAGAUUGCCUGGAGGGCCUUAGGCUUCUUAGCGAGAUGCACCAUUCAGAGUACCUUCUUAAGUCAUCUGUGAUAUCGGCACUUGCAAAGGUUUCCUUGACGCCAAGUACAAGGGAUAUUUGAUAUCAUAUUUGCUGAAGACAUCACUUGAUGUUUUGUCCUCGUAUCAAUUGAAGUGCAUUACAAAUCUGUGUUAAGGCAGAAAGAAAGGAGGCACUAGCAAUCAUUUCACCAUCUUUCAGGGAUACCGUUUGAGCAAAUGCAUCCAAUAACAUGUCAUGUCAUUCCUCGGUUAGUUAUGAAGCAAAAAGCUGUCAAAUUCAAGACAGGUUGCUUGUUUGUGGAUCAUUCCCAAGCACGAGUUCUGUUUCCUGAAGAUUAUAUAUCAAAGACUCUAAUCUUCAGUGGGUGGAUGGUAGUUUGGAUGAUUUUAAAGUGUAAAUGAAUCAUAGAUUGUCAUGACAAAGAGUCAGUCAUUUUAUAUAUAUAUUUUCUUUUUUUGGCGUAACUAAAUUGGAUAGAUAAUUUUCACACAUGAUUCAUGAGGC
Messenger RNA from Coffea arabica (coffee), 1430 nucleotides. NCBI's taxonomy places the organism in Eukaryota, Viridiplantae, Streptophyta, Magnoliopsida, Gentianales, Rubiaceae. The record is from RefSeq and is a predicted model, not a curated record.